Hyalella azteca is the source of this 3373-nucleotide messenger RNA. Its product is annotated as solute carrier family 13 member 5. Gene Ontology annotation, biological process: citrate transport; monoatomic anion transmembrane transport. Lineage: Eukaryota; Metazoa; Arthropoda; Malacostraca; Amphipoda; Hyalellidae. Gene Ontology annotation, cellular component: membrane. The transcript is spliced from 12 exons. The record is from RefSeq and is a predicted model, not a curated record. Bases 501 to 2639 code for a protein of 712 amino acids. Gene Ontology annotation, molecular function: succinate transmembrane transporter activity; citrate transmembrane transporter activity.
UCCUUCUCCUGUAUAAGUACCGUUUGUGCUGAUAAGUUAAAAACAACGAUACAUGGAAUGAAGUAAUAUUUAAAAUAGUUUUUAUAAAUCAAACUAAGUAUAUCCAACUACUUACUUGACAAAUAGGGAGUAAAACACUGCAAUAGAUUGAAUGUAUCAAGUGAAAAAUGUAAUUCUAGGUAAUUCAUUCUCAUUUCGAAAAGACCAAUAAAGAAUUCACUUCUUAUUCAUAAGUUAGUAAGAGAGAAGAGUGAUAUGUAUGUCAGGUCAUUGUAACUUUAUUGAAGCGCUGUGGAAGUCCGUGCCUAGAAGUCGUUGCUCUGGCAGUCACAUGGCGUCGUGCGAAAUCAAAAGGACGAGUUGCGGUAGUGAAUGCAGAGUGCAGUCACUCCGCAUGCGGCGGUUGAACGAGCUGGUCUGAUCGAGGUGCAGCAGGCAAGAGAAAGCCUCUCGAACGCAGUUCCAGCCGACACUCGUCACAUAGUAACAGGCUUGGAAGAAUGGACAAGCUACGGGAUAAUGAAACCUCAACGAGUGCCGGCAAUGAAAAAGAUUUAAAUCAAGAACAUCCCUUAAGAAACAAAUGCACUCACUUGGUAAAGGAUGCAUGGCGAUGGCUGUCGUCCAACUGGUCUCAAGUGGUACUCGUUGGCACGCCUCUCGUCUUUGCACUCAUCCCGAUUAUUAAUAACACAAAAGAAGCAAAAUGUGCCUACGUCAUUUUGGUGAUGACCGUGUACUGGAUGACGGACGUGGUACCGAUGCCAGUAACAUCUCUCAUUCCGGUUUUCGGUUACCCACUUCUGGACAUCUUAUCAACCGGAGAGGUGUGCCAGCAGUACCUCAAGGGCACCGUCAUGAUGUUCCUGGGGGGCGUCAUAGUUGCGGUGGCAGUGGAACACUGUAACUUGCAUAAGCGGAUCGCUCUGUUCGUCAUCCUGAAAAUCGGUUUGAGCCCAAGACGACUGAUGAUCAGCUUCAUGGUGACGUCAGCGUUCUUGUCCAUGUGGAUCUCCAACACCGCGACCACGGCCAUGAUGGUGCCCAUCGUACAAGCUCUUUUGCGCGCCCUUUACAAGGAUCGGGAAGAGGCGAGCGAGUUUGAUUCGACCGAAGCUACAACGAUGGUCACCAUAGAGCCAUCAACGGAGAACCUCACCAACCAUGCGAACGAUAAGACAAUUAAAUCGAUCGAAAAUCUUGGAGAGGAUCAAGCAUAUCAAAUUCAGUCUCUUGAUAAUGGUUUCAGUACGACCAGUGGAAAUUUAGCAAGCGUUCAAAUGGAGCGCACGGAGAGCUCAAAACGUAAUUCAAAACAUUCCGACAACGAUGAACAGGAUUCAACAUCAUCAAAUGAUAACCGAAAACUGGGUUCAGAGCAGCUGCAACCAGUGACAUCACAAAGCAGAAAAACAUAUGAAAACUCGGAAGAAAAUGUUGCUUUCCCAGCAAACACAGUCAAUGCUCAGACAGAUGAGGUCGAAAAUGUGUCCAUUGAGUCAGAUAAUAUUCAGAAGAAUAAAAAGCUGGCACCGCAGGAAGAUUUUUCCGGCCAGUUGGCCGCUAUGUUCUUGUUGGGGAUCGCCUACUCCUCAAACCUCGGAGGUACAGCCUUCCCCACAGGCACGGGCGCCAACAUAAUCUUGUGGGGCCUCUUGGAGAGCACGUUCACCGAGCCUACCUCAGUCAACUUCGCCACAUGGAUGGCCUUCAACGUGCCGGUGAUGCUGGUGUGCGAGUUGCUUGCAUUCCUCAUACUGGACGCCAUGUUCGUUGGAUGGGGGAGGUGGCGCAAGUUGCCUCACUCCAGUGUAGAGGAGGAACGCCACAUGAAAAAAGUGGUGCUGCGAAGCUACAAAUCCUUGGGGCCCAUAAAUUUCCACGAGAUCGCAGUCUUCACCCUCUUCUUGAUUCUAGUUUUUCUCUGGGUCUUUAGAAGCCCUGGCUUCACUGCAGGCUGGGUAGAUGCUAUGAAUAAUGAAGUGAAUGUUGGCAACGCCACCCCAGCCAUCCUCAUUGUCUUCCUUCUGUUUGUUAUUCCCGCGAAUCCUCAAAUUUGGCCAUUCAAAGACGGCGCAAAAAAGAAUGAAAAAGAAAGCCAGCAGCCAGUAGCUUGCCUGACGUGGCUAGCAGUGGAGAAAGGUGUCCCGUGGGGAAUCAUCCUUUUGAUGGGUGGUGGAUUCGCCAUGGCAGAGGGAGCAUCAAAGUCUGGUCUUUCUGUAUGGAUCGGUCUUCAACUGCAGUCUUUUUCCAUUCUACCUCAUGCAGUCAUCGUCAUACUCGUUGCCACCAGCGCGUCCUUCUUGACGGAGAUGGUGUCAAACAUGACCGCAGCUAAUAUUUUCCUGCCAGUGGCCCGGGACCUGGCUCUGGGGCUUGGGAUGAACCCAAUCUUCCUGAUGUUGCCCGUGACGAUCGGCUGUUCAUACGCCCUUAUGAUGCCCGUGUCCAACCCACCCAACGCCAUAGCUUACAAUGCCUGCGACUCAAUGACCACCAAACAUAUGAUGAAAGCUGGUCUGAUGGUGAAGCUGUGCUGCUUGGUUGUUCUGUUCGUCGCACUUGUGACUCUGGGUGACGCCUUGUUUGAUCUCUACGAGGUCCCGAGCUGGGCUUUGUCGACGAGAACGGCUCAAUGAUCUUCGAACUCUACAAUUGCUUGAAUAUUCGUGAUCUUUACAAAGGUUUAAGAACCCUUGAUCUUUACAACGGCUUGAGGAUCCUUGAUCUUUACAACUGAUUGGGAUCCUGGAUCUCUGCAACUGCUAAAAGAUCCUUGAUCUAUACAACGGCUUGAGGAUCCUUGAUUUGUAAAACUGCUCAAGAAUCCUUUUCUCAUCCGAAAACUUUCUUGUAGUUCUAUGAACUGCAAGAUGACUUAAAUGAUUCAUGAUCAUUCAUUUGAAUCAGUAUGGAGAUUCUGGUAAUUUAUCAAGUGACAGCUGCAGCUCUGCAUUAAAAAGCGCACUAGCAGCAGUAAGAAUUAGCAACCAGAGUACAAUUCACCUAAGAUAUAAGUAAAAAUUGAAAUGCAAACUCAACACCUGCAUUUUAAUAACCAGGAAGUAGCCAAACGUUAUAAUUUCACUCUAAAAAGUUCAUGCAUAUUUUAUUGCAUGAACUAUCAUAUAAAGGAAAAAGUAAUUUAUUAAUGUAUAGCAUUAUAGCCAUUUUCAACGCAUUGAUGCAGUCAAAUUACACUAUCCAAAGCACGAAGACUAUAUUAAAUAAAGUUAAGGUUAAGAAUAGACAAACUUAUUAAUCUCGCGUUAUCACCGAAUUAUUUCACAUUGAGAGUCACUGAGAAAAUUGAUCUCAGGUAUAGGGUAACAUGGGGCAGCGAGCCCACUGCGGGUCACGGGCCCAUAGCGAG